UCCUCGCCUCUCACGCUUGCAGUGGAGUGCAGCUCCUUCAGAUAUCUUUGGUGCAGCAACACAGAGUGUAUAGUCGAGCAGAGACCCAGCAGACAUGUCGGAGAGUGGGACUCAUGAACCAGCCUGGGCCGAGAACGGCAGCGGCGGAGGCAGCAGCAGCAGCAGCCCGACGAAACGAGCACCCAGACCGCCCGUCGGCAACAGAGUGACCGUGGUGCUCGGUGCUCAGUGGGGAGACGAGGGGAAGGGGAAAGUUGUGGACCUUCUUGCACAAGACGCGGAUAUGGUGUGCAGAUGUCAGGGCGGCAACAACGCAGGACACACGGUGGUGGUGGACUCGGUGGAGUACGACUUUCACCUCCUCCCCAGCGGCAUCAUCAACCCCAAGGUCACCGCCUUCAUCGGCAACGGUGUCGUGAUCCACCUUCCAGGCCUGUUUGAAGAAGCAGAGAAGAACAAACGCAAAGGAAAAGGUCUAAAUGACUGGGAGAAAAGGUUGGUCAUCUCAGACAGAGCACAUAUUGUGUUUGACUUCCACCAAGCGGUUGAUGGAGUUCAGGAACAGCAGAGACAAGAGCAAGCAGGCAAGAACCUCGGGACGACAAAGAAGGGGAUUGGUCCGGUGUACUCAGCUAAGGCAGCACGUAGCGGUCUCAGGAUAUGUGACCUGUUGGCUGACUUCACUCAGUUCUCUGAAAGGUAUAAAGGUUUGGCCCAGCAGUACAAGUCCAUGUACCCGACUCUGGAGAUCGACAUAGAGGGAGAGCUUCUCAAAUUAAAGGAAUACGAGGAGCGAAUCAAGCCCAUGGUGAGAGACGGCGUGCACUUCAUGUACGAGGCUCUCCACGGCCCUCCUAAGAAGAUCCUGGUGGAAGGAGCCAACGCGGCUCUGCUGGACAUCGACUUCGGGACGUACCCGUUUGUGACAUCGUCCAACUGCACGGUGGGCGGCGUGUGCACGGGUCUCGGCAUGCCACCUCAAAACGUGGGGAACGUUUACGGGGUCGUCAAGGCGUACACCACCAGAGUGGGCAUCGGGGCCUUCCCCUCAGAGCAGAGCAACGAGAUCGGAGAGCUUCUUCAGACUCGUGGGAAGGAGGUGGGCGUGACCACAGGCAGGAAGAGACGAUGUGGUUGGCUGGAUCUGGUGCUCAUCAAAUAUGCGCACAUGAUUAACGGCUUCACCGCCUUAGCACUCACCAAACUGGACAUACUUGACGUGCUCGCAGAGAUCAAAGUGGGCGUAUCGUACAAAGUCAACAACCAAACUAUACCUCACUUUCCAGCCAAUCAGGAGGUGUUGCAACUUGUGGAGGUCCAGUAUGAGACGCUGCCGGGCUGGAACAGCGACACCUCGGCCGCAAGAAGCUUUGAGGAGCUGCCUGAGAACGCCCAGAAAUAUGUCCACUACAUUGAGGAUCAAGUGGGAGUGCCUGUCAAGUGGAUCGGAGUGGGCAAGUCUCGGGAGUCCAUGAUCCAGCUGUUCUAGAGGAAGGGAGGGGAAACCCAAGUAAAGAGGACGCACAUCAGCAAAUCAACUGUACCCUUCUUCUUCACCUCACACAUGUCCCACAUAUACACACACACACACACACACACACACACACACACACACACACACACACACACACACACACACACACACACACACACACACA
Molecule: messenger RNA, 1658 nt
Organism: Anoplopoma fimbria (sablefish)
Lineage: Eukaryota; Metazoa; Chordata; Actinopteri; Perciformes; Anoplopomatidae
Gene: adss2
Product: adenylosuccinate synthase 2
Exons: 13
Coding region: 95-1489 (464 amino acids)
Biological process (GO): IMP metabolic process; 'de novo' AMP biosynthetic process
Cellular component (GO): cytoplasm
Molecular function (GO): GTP binding; adenylosuccinate synthase activity
Source: RefSeq, a predicted model, not a curated record